This is a messenger RNA of Aureococcus anophagefferens, 1692 nucleotides long. RefSeq lists its product as hypothetical. NCBI's taxonomy places the organism in Eukaryota, Pelagophyceae, Pelagomonadales, Pelagomonadaceae. The coding region runs from base 1 to 1692 and encodes 563 amino acids. The transcript has 3 exons. The record is from RefSeq and is a predicted model, not a curated record.
AUGUCCUCGAACGCCUUCGUCCCGACGCUCCCGAAGCCCGCGUUGUCGCCAGCAGACAGCGGCGACGACGACCUGAAAGACGUCGCGACCCGCGAGGAGGCGCUCGCGGCGGCGCGCGCCGCGGACCUGACGCCGCGCCAGCUCGACGUCAUCGCGGCCCUCGACGACGAUUCCACGCCCGAGGGCCCGUCGCGGAGCCUGCGCGAGGGCAUGCUCGGCAGCGACCACUCGCUCGACUCUUUGUCCAUUCAAGAGCUCGCGACGCUCGAGAGCCCCCCGCCCGCGUCGCGCCAGACGAGCGCCUCCACGGAGGCGAGCCCCCUCGGCGGCGGCGCGUUCCAGCCCGUCGCCGCGGGCUCGCUCCACGGGUCGUCGCUCGGCCUAUUGGACCUCGCGGCCGAGGCCGAGGCGCGGCGCGCCGACGACGACGACAAGGCCUACGGCUCCGACGAGGAGCUCGAGCGCACCUUCAGCCAGGGCGACCUGCGCGUCCGCGUCGACUCGCGGGGCGCGACCUACGCGGCGCCGCUCCGGGGCGACGCGAGCUCGCCGGCCGCGAUCUUCAAACCGGUCGAUCCCGCGCCGCCGUCGCCGUCGGCGAUGCGCGCGCUGCGCGUCGAGGUCGCGGCGCAGGAGGCCGCCGAGGCGGCGCUCCAGGGUUUGGUGGGCGCGGCGAACGCCGGCGACGACGCCGACGUCGACGCCGCGCGGAGCGCGUGUCGCGACGCGGCCGCGAAGGACGCGGUGUCCGCGGCGGCGCUGCGGCGCGUCGUCGUCGAGGCCGUCGACCGGUCCCGCGGCGGGUCGUCGCGCCUGCUCGGUGAGCUGCGGGGCGUGCUCGACGACCUGUACCUCGUGGAAUCGUCGCGGCUCUCGGACGACGACGACGAGGACGACGGGCCCGACUCGACGGCGGCGCGGCACCGCGCCAAGGUCAUCGACCACGGCCUCGAGGACGCGCUGCGGCGCCGCGACGUGCCGGCCCUGCGGCGCCUCUUGCGCGACGUCCACGGCGGCUCGGGAGAGCUCGCGGAGCAAGCGCGGCGGUCGGUCGCGGCGCUCGAGUCCGCGAGCCCUGUGCCGCGCGGCGCGUUCUCCCUGGCGCAGGCCCGGGCCGCCGCGGACGCCGAGCGGACCUUCGCCGCCGUCCGGGACCUGGAGAACGCCCUGGCGACGACGGAGGACUUGGGGGAUCACUACGACUACGACGAAACCGCCGGCCAGGAGCGGCAGGACGCGGAGCGGUUGCUGACCAUCUUGCGCGGCGAGCUCGCGGCCGUCGAGGCGCUGCGCGAGGCCAUGGACCGGCGCGACGCCGCCGUGCUCGCCCAGGCGCUCGACGCGGCCUACGGGCUCAUCGUCGACUUCCCGCUGCGCGCGGCGCUGUCGCGGAAGUCGUCCGAGGACGAGGGCGCGGUGAACACGCCCCUGGGCACGGCGCUCCGCGACGCCCAGGCGCUCUACGACCGCAUCCAGGCCGCGGCGAAGCGGCCGCCCGUCGUGUCCCUCGGCGACCGCCUCGGCGGCUUCCUCGCGGACGCGCACGACGCGCUCUACGGCGCGGCCGUGGACGGGUCCCUCGCGCUCCGGGACGCGGUCCUCUUCGGCGUGCGCCACCCGACGUCGUCCUUCUCGUUGGGGGUCCUGGGGGCCGCCGUCGCCGUCGUCUGCGUCUACGGGUUGUGGGCGUAA